AUGCCGCGUCCCGCGAAGAAAGGAAUAUGCAACACAUGCCGCCGUCGCAAGCUGAAAUGCGACCAGGCACUCCCUGUAUGUGGACAAUGCACGACUACUGGCAUCUACUGUGACAGAUCAGAGAAGUCUACUCGAUUUAUUGAACAUCGGGGAUUACCUGAUCCUGAUACACCACGAAAAGCCCUUCAAGAUCAAAACAUUGCGCGCCUGUUUCAUUCAUAUACAUCGGACAUCUCCAAAUGGUACGACCUCAGUGAUUCAGCAUUUUCAUUCGGUCAAAUUGUUCCUACAAUCGCCCUGGAUGAGCCACUUCUUUUCAGCGCCAUCAUCGCAUUGGCCGCUAUGCAAACGUCCAAGACAUCAUCACCCAGUUUUCGAAAAGUCGCCGAACUCUACCACCAUCAAUGCGUCCGUCUUCUCAUCACUCUAAACGAGGGUGAUCAGCUGAUUUCUCGAGGUAUCGCCCUCGCUGCGACGUGUCUCUUGAGAUCUUACGAAAUUCUCGACGGUGAUGUUGAUCCCAACAUGCAUCUUCGGGGUGCUUACUCGAUGGCUUCGUUGCAUGAUGUUCUUUCGGGAAAUCUGCGAGCCGGACUCCUCGGAGCUGGCUUCUGGAACUACCUCAGAGAGGACAUUACGUUUAGUCUCUUUGAGAAGUGUCCGUUGAAGAUGAACCUGGACAGUACGCCGCUUAUUACGCAACACGAAUCUGAUCAGGAUUAUCUCAAUUCCAUCACUUUGAUUCUCGGGAAGACUAUUAACAUGACAUAUGGUCAAGACACAGAUAACAUGCAUUGGAAACAUCUUACUGAGUCUCUCAGGAGUUGGCGCAGAGCAUGCCCAGAUCAUACGAGGCCUUUCUCGAGGGAAGUAAUUACAUCGCAUCUGUUUCCGGCGGCUUGGUUCCUGCAACCAUAUCAUGCUGCAAUUCUUCACUACCACCUCGUCACAAUGACAUUUGUCUGUCUCCGCGGCCAACUAGAGGCUCUAGAGGAUCUAGAUACUCUCAACAUCGAGGCAGGAUCCAAGGAACAGAUUCUUGAGAACUUUGCCCGUGAGAUUUGCGGAAUCGCUUUUACGGCAAAGGUCCCGUCUGUUCUUGUGAAUGCAUUUGGACCGAUAGCGUUCUGCGCAAGGUUUAUUCGUCAAGAACCAAUGCAGCAAGAGGUUAUUCGUCAACUCCUCGCUUGCAAAUCAAGUAUUGGCUGGCCGGUUGAAAGACUCAUCACUGAUCUAAAGGCACAUUGGGCAACACUCUAG
Molecule: messenger RNA, 1260 nt
Organism: Fusarium poae
Lineage: Eukaryota; Fungi; Ascomycota; Sordariomycetes; Hypocreales; Nectriaceae
Exons: 6
Coding region: 1-1260 (419 amino acids)
Biological process (GO): positive regulation of transcription by RNA polymerase II
Cellular component (GO): nucleus
Molecular function (GO): transcription cis-regulatory region binding; DNA-binding transcription factor activity, RNA polymerase II-specific; zinc ion binding
Source: RefSeq, a predicted model, not a curated record